AUGUUCCACUAUUUUCACCCCUCGCAGCCUAAGCAGGAGAAGCUAUCCAUGGAGUGCAGCCUACCUCAGCCCAUAUCCUCCAUCAAGAGAAUUACUACUGCUCUCCCAUAUCCUUCGGACAUCUCCGAGGCCCUGAACUACUCUGCUGCCUAUGUUGACCACGCAGCACACCUUGCCAAGCAUGCUCUGAGCCAGUUCGAGCAACUCCAGAAGGCUCACUCGGAUCUCCAUACAACUGCUGAGAAUAGGUCCAAGCAGAUCAAAGACCUCCAAUGCCACGUGAGGGAUCACGAAGAGGAAAUUCGCGGUCUGAACAGCAAGUACACCGAGCUUGAGAAGCAGCGUGCACGCGAUGUCACAGAGGCCAAAAAACGUGAGGAUCUCCUGAGGAAGCAACUCAAAGAAGCCCAAGCAGCACUCACCGCCGCCGAAGCCUACAUUGCCAAGGACAAAGUGGACGACAUCAAACGUGAUGGCGACUACAAGAAACACAUCGAAGCGGAUCACAAACAUAUCUCUGCAGAUCACUUGAAGAUCAAACAGGCUGAGGAACGUGCUGUCAAGGCCGAGGCGCGAUGCAUCCAGCUUCAGGAUCUUCUCGAUGCCGCCAACCAGGAGCUCGUUGUUACGAAAGCCAGCCUGAAUGCCACCCGCGAGCAGCUCACUGCUUCUCAGGCCACAGUAGCCAAACUUACCGCGGAUCUGGCAGCGGAGACCAAGCUGAAGGUGCAGCUCCAGAUUGAUCUCAAGACCACCAAUGGUAACCUUGAGAAAGCCAAUGAGAAGAUUGUCGAGCUUCGCAAAACGAUCGAGGCCAAGGACGAGACUAUCGUCAAGAAGGAGGCGACAAUCGUGAAGAGGGAGGAGAAGAUCGCCGCCAAAGGAGUGGAAGUUGACAGAGUCCGAGCACAACUCGAUGCCAUGGACAUUGAAGUCAACAAGGUCCGAGCUGAUCUGAAAGAGAAGAUCAAGGAGACGCAGGAGAAUGAGAAAGAAUUCGCGGCCAAGGUAAAAGAGGUUGAGAGAGUCCGAGCACAGCUUGAUGCCAUGGACACAGAGGUCAACAGUGUCCGAGUUGACCUCAAGGCGAAGAUCAAGGAGCUCAAAGACAAUGAGGUGGAGUACAAGGAUACGCUUGCCAGCCAGAGGAACGAACACGCAGAGACGAAGAAGGAAAUUCUCCGCCUCAAGGCGCACCACAAGAGUGAGCACGAGGACCCUCUGAAGAAGAAAGCCACUGCGAAUGUUGUGGAGGUCGUGGAUGUCCUUUGA
Molecule: messenger RNA, 1272 nt
Organism: Ramularia collo-cygni
Lineage: Eukaryota; Fungi; Ascomycota; Dothideomycetes; Mycosphaerellales; Mycosphaerellaceae
Exons: 1
Coding region: 1-1272 (423 amino acids)
Source: RefSeq, a predicted model, not a curated record